CGACCUUUUAUAUGACGUGUCGUGCUGAGGAAAGGGAGAAAACAUGGCCGAUCCGAAUCAGAAUCCUCCGCCCUUACUACUUUUUCCUGCCAGUGAUAGUUUGGCACCGGACGCGCUAAGACCGGUUCCAGCGACAGCAUCUCUUUUUCCAACAGAAGAAGGUGAAGCAGACAAUUUCCUUGGCCAGACAGCUGAGCUUCCUGGAAGCCAGACAACCCAACCACAAGUACCCUUCUUCACAACUACAACAUCUUCAAGUGUCUCAGACCCUUUUGCCAACAUCAGCCAACCAGCAUCCAUCCCUACACAUACCCAGCAGAGUACCACCUCUGUUCCUGCCAAUCCAAACCAACCCCCUCUGAUUGCCCCGUCAUCCUCCCACCAACCUGUCAGCUUCUCUAGUCCAGCUGCCCCACCUUCAACGCAGGAGUACUAUGGUGGUCCUCCUGCGAGCACCCCUGCCAUCCAGCCUGGGCCCCCGCCCAUGUCGGUGCCCCGUGAUCCCAAUGCACCUCCCCCCACAGGGCCUUCUGCGGGGCGUACAGGGGGCUUUGGAGGGGUCAAGCUUGGACAAGGGUACCGACCAGUACUUCACCCUGCAGGCAUCUCAGCAUCAGCACCCUCUACAAGUGCACCCAUUGUGGAAACAUUCCCCUUGGGUGGACCCCCAUCAGGAGCCCCACCUUCUGGGCCACCAAGUCGCCCAGUGUUUGAUUCUUCAAGGCCGCCCCCCACUUCUGCUGACCUGCACCAGAUGCAGGUAGCUGGACCCCAGACAGGUGGCUCUCCUGUCCCAGGUGGUACCCCUUACCAACCUGUGCAGCCCCAUUGGUUCUACUGUAAGGAGUUUGAGAGAGGCGAGGUGUGGAACCCCUUCAGUAUUCUGGACUCCAUCAGACUAGACGAGGCACUUCAUGCUUCAUAUAACAAUCCUAAUGGGGAAACUGUCAUCUCAACCAAUGGAGGGCGCUAUGAUGUGACUAUUCAACAGCGACAACGACAUGCAGUCUACUGGGAUGAAAGGCCCUCUAGUGUCCGCAGAUGCACGUGGUUCUACAAAAGUGAUGGGGAAAACAGGUUCCUACCUUAUGAGGAAGACUUGGCCGAUCAACUAGAGCAAGAGUACAAGUCGGCGAUUCUCAACAACGUUUGGCACAAGAGGCUGGAGUUUUCCAACGGCGAGACCAUCGUCAUGCACAAUCCCAACGUCAUCGUCCAUUUUCGACCGCCAUCCAGACCAGAUGACUUUGGAACAUCCCCUGACGGGCAGAUGAGACCGAGGGUUGUGAAGCGGGGAGUGGAUGACUUAGAAAACAUUGAUCAAGGAGAACCCAGUCAGAUUGAUCAUUUGGUCUUCAUAGUCCAUGGUAUUGGCCCUGUCUGUGAUUUGCGGUUUCGAGGGAUUGUUGAAUGUGUGGAUGACUUCCGUUCUGUCUCUCUGGGCUUGAUGCGUUCCCAUUUCAAGCAUGCUGUAGAUGAUGGCAGGACAGGACGGAUUGAGUUCCUACCUGUCCACUGGUAUGAUGCUUUGCAUGGAGAUGCUACUGGUGUUGACAGACGUUUGAGACGUAUCACCUUGCCCAGCAUCUCACGUCUUCGCAGGUUCACCAACGACACUCUCCUGGAUAUCCUCUUUUACUCAAGUCCCUCUUACUCGCAGACCAUUGCUCAGCACGUUUGCUCUGAGAUCAAUCGUCUCUACCAACUAUUCCAAGAAAGAAACCCCGAUUUCAAGGGACAAGUUUCCCUCGUCGGACACAGUCUAGGUUCUCUGAUUGUCUUUGACCUCCUGUCACAUCAGGGAGAUGCGUGUCCAAAUUUACAAACGACCGACUCUCGCUUGGCAACACCUGUCACACCCGAGCAAUCAGUGGCCCAGCCUAGCAACGAGCUCAGUGAAAAUUUAGCCAACGAGGGGGUUGAGGAAGAGGUCAUGACCUUGGACAGCACCCUCGCCCAGCUUGGACUGACAGACUUCUUGCCCAAAUUUCAGGAGGAGAGGAUAGACAUGGAAAGCCUGCUGAUGUGCAGUGACUCAGACUUGAAGGAGAUGGGCCUCCCUCUUGGACCAAGAAAGAAACUUGGAGGCUUCUUGAAGGAGCAAAUAACUAAGGAGGAGAGCAAGAAGAAAGCGAGAGAGGCAAUGAUCAAAGCUGAGACAGAGAGAGCUAUCAGACAAGCACUGGAGAUGGAAAAGCAGGAGGCUUCGGCUUCACAACUCAACGAUGUAUCCACACACUCUGUACACGUUGACUUUGAACCAGGAUCCGAAGGUGUCGGCCAACCAUUUGUUCAAUAUUCCCAGCUCGACUUUAAGCCACAGCGUUUCUUUGCCGUUGGCUCCCCCAUCGGCAUGUUCCUGACUGUGCGAGGGGUCAGUAGGGUUGGAGAAGAAUACAAGCUACCGACCUGUGAUGGGUUCUUCAAUAUCUUUCACCCAUUUGACCCAGUUGCCUACAGGAUGGAGCCUCUGGUCCAUUCUGACAUGGCUGAUGUCAAGCCAUUCUUGAUGCCACAUCACAAGGGUCGUAAACGCUUCCAUCUUGAGUUGCGAGAGAGCCUGACAGCUUUUGGGUCCGACCUUAAGCGCAAUCUGAUCGAAUCCAUGAAGAAGACGUGGAAGUCCAUCCAUGAGUUUGCUUUGGCCCAUCGGACCGGAACAGAGGCUGCGGUUCCGCCCGUCACAUCAGAGGAAAUGGAGGCAGUGGCUGAAAAGUUAAGCAUGGAGGAGAUGUCGAGGCAGGAACAGGAACGAGAUGGCCUGUCUUCCAGGGAACCAGGUCCAUCCGCAGAGUGUGAGCUCAGGUUGGGUCAGCUGAACAAUGGCCGCCGGAUAGACUAUGUUCUCCAAGAGGCGCCUUUGGAAAGCUUCAAUGAAUAUCUCUUUGCCUUGGGAAGUCACACUUGCUACUGGGAUUCUGAAGACACUGUGCUACUGAUCUUGAAGGAGGUUUAUGCAUCACUUGGUGUGUUUCCCCUUGUUCACGGUCCAAAACAAGACUCCACCCCUGCCACGCCCAAACAACACUAGUUGAUUCCUGACCUACCAUGGCCUUUGACCUGACCCGACCCAUUUUAACAUUCUGUGUUACCAAAUCCUGUCUUAAAUACAACACAGGUUUAAACUCAAAACACAGAAUAUUACAGACGAAACAUGGUGCAUAGAUAGCUUCAUUGUAUUUGAGGGGUAUGGUCACCGCCUCUGCAAGGGUGGAUGUUACAUAACAUGUUACAAUAAAGCACAUGGCACCUUCACUUUUUAUGAGUAAUUUAAGAAUAUGUCAUUUGAGCCAGUCUUACAUGGGAUGAAUGUUUACAUGUAUCAAAUUUAUUUGGAAAGCUACAUGGACCAGUUUUGAAAAAUGGAAAAUUGCUCAAAUAAAGCUCGUUUGGUCGACAUAGUCCCAGAGGAUUUAUUGAAAUGUUCAUCUGCUGUACCUAUUAAAGAAAACGCUUUGUGGUUAUUCUUUGCAGAUCAUUCCAUUAAUAAAGCAAAGCUUUUAACAAACCACAGCUGAGCAAAAUAUUUUGCAUACUUCUUGAGUAUGAAACGACUGUUAAUUUGAAGGAACCUUUAAAACAAGAAACAGCAAAGCUGAUGAGAUCAAUUUGUGCGUCGUAAAUUGUUUAGGCAAGUGAUUCGGUCGGUUUGAUGUCGUAUAUCUUUUGGCUUGUAAUUCAGGCAAGAGAGUAGUACUAUACUUACAUAUUAUUAACUAGAUGUAUGUUUGUAUCUUUUCUGAAAUGCAGUGGCUGCUGGGGGGAUUGUUUUCAUUCAAAGUAAAACAUUACUUAAUUUUUUUCUUAAUAAACUGCUUUAAACUGAAAAUAAUGCAGGGAAAUCCUCAAGAGAGAAGUAGGUCAAUUCGUUUUACCCACAACUUCAGAGGUUUAAUGCUUUCAAAGCCAUAGCUAAGUGACUUUAAGCUUGCAAAAAGUAACUUGUCAUCAUUAAAUUGAAACGUGAAUGUCAGUUCUGAUAUAGAUAAUCGCCAAAAGAGGAAAAUUGGUGAUCUUGGCAAACGCAUAUACGACAUCAAUUAUAAGUGAAAAUUACAGUUCUGACAAUUGUCUAAAAUACGUUUAGUAUAGUGAUUAAAAAUGACGUGGGAAAAUGUGCUUGAGUAAUAUCCUUGUGCUAAUGUCUGAGCAUUUUCAAAUGGCACAUAUAAAACGAAAGGAUUUUAACACUAGAAUUAAUAUUUGUGAGUGGCCUGUUUUCAGUGAAACUAUAUUUUUCCAUUGAUUACUUUUAAUGGAUUAAUUUGUUUUUGCAUGUGCAUUAUGACUCCCGCAAAAUACAUUUAUCGAACUCAUACUGUGAACUUGCUUUUUUUCUGUUGUAUCAUCAUAAAAAGGAAUAGUGUACUCUUGUU
Molecule: messenger RNA, 4376 nt
Organism: Acanthaster planci (crown-of-thorns starfish)
Lineage: Eukaryota; Metazoa; Echinodermata; Asteroidea; Valvatida; Acanthasteridae
Gene: sec23ip
Product: SEC23 interacting protein
Cellular component (GO): COPII-coated ER to Golgi transport vesicle; cytoplasm
Molecular function (GO): metal ion binding; glycerophospholipase activity; protein binding
Source: RefSeq, a predicted model, not a curated record